Molecule: messenger RNA, 739 nt
Organism: Pseudomassariella vexata
Lineage: Eukaryota; Fungi; Ascomycota; Sordariomycetes; Amphisphaeriales; Pseudomassariaceae
Product: AN1-type zinc finger protein
Exons: 2
Coding region: 499-717 (72 amino acids)
Molecular function (GO): zinc ion binding
Source: RefSeq, a predicted model, not a curated record
UCGCCUCGUCUACUGCAUCAUCUUGACUAGGCUUCGCGUGUUUCUGUCGUCGAGGAUUCCUCUAUUCCUCCAACCGGUUCCCCAUUUGCCUUUUCCUCCUCGAAAUUUCGUGACAUAAUCACCGAAGUUGAUUGGCACACUUUUUUAAUUUGCACCUCGGUCAUUGUGCGACUUCCUCACUUUGUAUGUGUUCCUGAGAUCCCGGUCCAAGGCAUUCUCCACCGCGUUGCAGCCAGCCAGUAUACCGACUUAUGGGGACAUCACUAGGCCGAGCGUCUAUUCAUUUUAAAUAGGGUGAUCUGCUAACAGCAAACACAGUCAUCUUCCUGGCACUUCUUCGUCCUCCAAGUUCACUCCCUCGACAUCCACCAUCGUCUCGGAACAUUGCUUCAUCACCUGUCACAUCGACGAUAAACGACAGCCCCAAAAUAGAGCAACCCCUACGGACCGUCGAGCAACCUUCCUCACUACUACCACACCACGCCCAUCACCGUCAUCAUGGCCCCCAAGAAGAUGAGAUGCACGCACAAGGAAUGCAAGGAAGCUGUCCAGCGUAUAGUAGGUGACUGCGGCUUCUGCGACGGCCACUUCUGCGCCAAGCACCGCCUGCUCGAGGACCAUAAGUGCACCGGCCUAGAGGACUGCAAGAAGGAAUCACACGAGCGCAACGCUGCGCAGCUCGAGUCGGAGCGGACCCAGGUCAUUAGAGGUGUAUAGACGUGCUCGCAUUCGAGCCUUG